Messenger RNA from Tripterygium wilfordii, 2438 nucleotides. Its product is annotated as granule-bound starch synthase 1, chloroplastic/amyloplastic-like. The coding region runs from base 230 to 2068 and encodes 612 amino acids. The transcript is spliced from 14 exons. The record is from RefSeq and is a predicted model, not a curated record. NCBI's taxonomy places the organism in Eukaryota, Viridiplantae, Streptophyta, Magnoliopsida, Celastrales, Celastraceae. Gene Ontology annotation, molecular function: alpha-1,4-glucan glucosyltransferase (UDP-glucose donor) activity.
AAUCGAAUCCAAUCUUUUCUGUUUUGUGAAAAUCACCAUCAAAGAUUAGUUUGUUGUGAUUGUCUCUUGUGAUUCUAUUUCUAGUUACAUUGAGUCCAUAUAUAGUAUAUUGAUGGAUCAUUAGCUAUUGAGUUUUCAGUUUUGACUCCCCCUGUUUUCUACUUUCUCUGCUGGUUGUUAUUCAUCUGUUUACUGCUUGGGCUAUUUGCUGAGUUCUUCAGUAGCGAAAAUGGCAACAGUAACAGCCUCACACUUUAUAUCAAGAACUUCUCAUGUCAACCCUGCUGGAUCAGAAACUAGACCAAAUGUCACUCAGAUAGGCUUGAAGAACCAAACUAUGACCCACAGUGGUUUAAGGUCUUUGAACAUGGUGGAUAGGCUGCAAAUGAGAACCCAAGUAAAAGCCCUAGCCAGAGAAGCCAGUUCAAACGGGCCUACAGCUGUGAAUGACAAACCCUCAAACAAGAUUGUUUGCAGCCAAGGAAUGAACUUGGUUUUUGUGGGAGCUGAGGUUGGCCCCUGGAGUAAAACUGGUGGACUUGGUGAUGUUCUUGGAGGACUACCCCCAGCAAUGGCUGCUAGAGGACACAGAGUAAUGACAGUCUCUCCUCGUUAUGACCAGUACAAAGAUGCAUGGGAUACAAGUGUUGUGGUGGAGAUUAAUGUUGGGGAUAAAGUUGAAACUGUUAGAUUCUUCCACUGCUACAAACGAGGUGUCGAUCGUGUCUUUGUGGAUCACCCACUGUUCCUGGCGAAGGUAUGGGGCAAAACUGGAUCCAAAAUCUAUGGACCUGUGGCAGGAACCGAUUAUCAGGAUAACCAACUUCGAUUUAGUUUGUUGUGCAAGGCUGCUCUUGAGGCGCCAAGGGUUCUGAAUUUAAACAGUAGCAAACAUUUCUCAGGACCAUAUGGAGAGGAUGUACUCUUCAUUGCCAAUGACUGGCACACUGCUCUUCUGCCGUGUUACCUGAAGACCAUUUACAAACCUAUGGGUAUUUACAAAACUGCUAAGGUUGUCUUUUGCAUCCACAACAUUGCAUAUCAAGGCAGAUUUUCAUUCUCAGACUUCUCACUUCUCAAUUUGCCAAGUGAAUUCAGGAGUUCUUUCGACUUUAUAGACGGGUAUGAAAAGCCUGUGAAGGGAAGGAAAAUCAAUUGGAUGAAGGCCGGAGUGCUAGAGUCAGAUAGGGUCCUAACUGUGAGCCCAUACUAUGCUCAGGAACUUAUGUCGGGAGUUCAAAAGGGUGUUGAAUUGGAUAACAUCAUUCGUAAAACUGGCAUCACUGGGAUUGUAAAUGGCAUGGAUGUUCAAGAGUGGAACCCUGCCUCAGAUAAAUACAUUGAUGUCAGAUACAAUGCCACAACUGUUAUGGUUGCAAAACCCUUGCUGAAGGAAGCCCUUCAGGCUUAUGUUGGUUUGCCCGUUGACAGGAACGUCCCUUUGUUUGGCUUUAUUGGUAGACUAGAAGAGCAGAAAGGUUCUGAUAUUCUAGCGGCAGCUAUUCCAAAGUUCAUUGGAGAGAAUGUUCAGAUAGUAAUCCUCGGAACUGGCAAGAAGGCCAUGGAAAAGGAGAUCCAACAGCUGGAGACAUUGUUCCCCGGCAAAGCUGUAGGAGUAGCGAAGUUCAAUAUCCCCUUGGCCCACAUGAUUAUAGCUGGAGCUGAUUUCAUGUUGAUCCCUAGUAGAUUCGAACCAUGUGGUCUAAUUCAGUUACAUGCCAUGCGAUAUGGAACGAUCCCUGUUGUUGCCUCAACCGGUGGACUUGUCGACACUGUCAAAGAAGGUUACACAGGAUUUCAAAUGGGAGCCUUCAAUGUUGAAUGUGAAGCAGUUGAUCCAUUAGAUGUGAUAAAAAUAGCAAAAACUGUCGUUAAAGCUGUUGCAAUCUAUGGCACUGCUGCCAUGAAAGAAAUGAUCCAGAAUUGCAUGGCCCAAGAACUUUCCUGGAAGGGUCCAGCUAGACUGUGGGAAAAGAUUCUGUUGAACCUGGAUGUUGCUGGCGGUGAAGCCGGUGUUGAAGGGGAGGAAGUUGUUCCUCUUGCCAAGGAAAAUGUUGCCACUCCCUGAUCUCAACAAAUCUAGUAUUCAUUUUAGCUGCUUCCAAUAAUAACCUGAAAGUGCAGGAACUGAUGCAUUUCUGAAGUGCCUAUGUAUGCUCUUCUCACAUACUCCCACUUGGUCAUUGCUGCGAGCUUCGAUGCCUGGAGGAGGAAAAUACAGCUUUGGUGGUGCAGUGGUGUGUUUAUUUUAAGGGUAGAUGCAUAAAUAUAAAUCAGAGCAAACAUCUGUUUUUGUUAUUCGAGGUAGCAUAAGUAACAGUUGUCCACUCUUUUAGCAUAAAUAAUGUAUAGUCCGUUGAAUUUCCAAGUCUAUCUUGUGCUUCUGCUGCUAAUUUUGGUUCUUGGGCUGGGCCUUAUAUAAGAGGCCUGUUUGAAUU